Loa loa (African eye worm) is the source of this 381-nucleotide messenger RNA. RefSeq lists its product as hypothetical. The transcript has a single exon. Lineage: Eukaryota; Metazoa; Nematoda; Chromadorea; Rhabditida; Onchocercidae. The coding region runs from base 1 to 381 and encodes 126 amino acids. The record is from RefSeq and is a predicted model, not a curated record.
AUGAAUGUAAACGAAUCAAGAAAGGAAAAUUCUCUUUCCUAUCUCAUUACAAGAAAUUUGAAGUGUCUUGCAAACACUGCGGGAAAGGCUGUUGAAAAGGCAAUAGAACUAAGAAAAAAGGAUCUAGCAGAAGGAUUAAGUUACGAAAGAACGAUGGAAUGGUUAAAAGGACAAAAAUAUGAUAUUGAGAAACAAGUAAUAGUGUUGGACGAUAUAAUCACCGAGGGAAAUGAUUUGAAAAUAGAGUGGAAAGAAUUGUCACAUUCAGCAAAUGAUGAUGAUUGGGAGAAUAACACUUGCGUUACACGAAGAUUACUUAUACAGGAAGACUAUUUGAUAAGGGAACUAAGAUUUAUUGUGAAAGAGCUUCACUUCUUAUGA